Lodderomyces oxycetoniae is the source of this 1470-nucleotide messenger RNA. RefSeq names its product alpha-ketoacid dehydrogenase kinase family protein. Gene Ontology annotation, biological process: regulation of glucose metabolic process; protein phosphorylation. Gene Ontology annotation, molecular function: pyruvate dehydrogenase (acetyl-transferring) kinase activity. Gene Ontology annotation, cellular component: mitochondrion. Lineage: Eukaryota; Fungi; Ascomycota; Pichiomycetes; Serinales; Debaryomycetaceae. The record is from RefSeq and is a predicted model, not a curated record. The transcript has a single exon. Bases 1 to 1470 code for a protein of 489 amino acids.
AUGGCUCAUAAUUCAUGCUGGAGACAUAUACCGAAAAGGUUUAACUCGCAAUACACUUCUCCUCCAAUUUCCCCCUUUUCCUAUAUCCACGUCGAUGCGCUCUCCGAUAAUAGAAAAGAAGUAAUAGCAAAACAUCUAAAGGAGUUGGGUCCAUUCCCCACAUAUUCCAAUAUACUCAAUCUGCAACAUUUCUACCAAAACACAGUUCUACUAGACUAUUUGAAAAAAAAACCACAUCCAAUAUCAUUGAGACAACUAGCUGGUUAUGGGAAUGUUUUGACAAAACAAAAAAUCGUAAGUAGUGCAAACUUUGUACGUAUCGAAUUACCAAUUCGUUUAGCAAUGAGAAUUCGAGAUUUGCAAACUUUACCAUUUGGAGUUGUCAACAAUUAUCACUUGGCCCAGGUUUAUGAAAGCUACUACCAUCUGUUUGAUGCCUUUCGCAAAAUACCUCAGAUCCAUACAAUUGAAGAAAACGAGAGAUUUUGUAAAACCUUAUCUACGCUUUUGGAUGAUCAUUUGUUUAAUUUGUCGCAUCUUAUGAUGGGUGCACUUGAAGUGUCAAUUGCUGAAACUUUACCACAACGAGAGUUGGACACAUUUAUGAGUUCGAUGCUAAGGUCAAGAAUUAGUAGGAGAGUCAUUGUUGAAGAGCAUUUGUCAUUGAGUGAAAAUUAUCAGAAAAAUCCCUAUGCUAAAAAGCCGCCACAUUAUCUUGGAGAAAUCUUUCAAAAUUGUAGAGCCGUUGAUCAUUUUAAUCAAGUUAGUGAAAUGGCUAAAGAGUCAAUGAGUCAGUCAUUUCCCGAGAUAAAACAAAUGCCAAAUUUGGAAUUUGAAGGUAACUUAAACUGCCUGUUUCAAUUCAUGGUACCUCAUCUACAUUACAUACUUUAUGAAAUAAUUCGAAACUCUUUUGAGGCUACUAUUGAAACACAUGCAAAGAAGGGACAAGUGCAGCAAUCACUACCACCUGUCAAGGUAACUAUCGUGGAUCUGAAAAAAGAAGUAUUAUUUAGAAUAUCGGAUCAAGGAGGCGGUAUAAACCGUGAAAAAUUAAAACUCAUUUGGUCAUUUGGCAAGAGUCCAGAAUUGGCUAGAAAAAGUUUGGCGAAUUUCCACAAAAUUUCGGGAUUGCCAUUGAAUUCUAGAAUCAAUCCUGCUACAAUGCCUAGUUCAGAGAAGCAAAAUGUAGGUCAUAUGACCUCCUCCUCCUCCUCCUCCUCCUCCUCCUCAUUAUCAUCAUCAUCCGCCGCCUCAUGGGGUACUCACAAACACUCUACACUACAACGGUUAAUGGACAGAGAGUAUGAACAUAAACUAGGCAUGGGACUACCAUUAUCAUCAGUCUAUGCUGAUUACUGGAACGGAAAUUUACAAAUGAAUUCAAUAGAGGGAUAUGGAUGCGAUACUGCUUUAACAUUGAGUAAAUUAGGAUACCAUACUAACGUUGUACAGCUUGAUAGGGCAUAG